AUGACCCUUCCGGAGACUACGCCACUGGCUAAGGUGAUCAUGGUGCUGGCGUGUGCAACCUUUCUUGUGAACAUUGUUGGAUUCUCUACUGGAUACUGGUUGGAGAAAAGUUUCAUGUUUCCGUUGAACAGAGGAGGCGUAGUCGACAUGCCCGUGGACGCCAGGCUGGGACUCUUCACUGCCUGCGAGACUGAACAUUACCUCAACGGAAAUUCCCACACCAAUUGCAUAACCAAAGGGGCCGCAGACUGGCAGAUCAUAUCGGCUGCCCUGGCCAUAGCGGGCCUCGUUUUCGCUCUGCUUGGUGCCAUAUUGUCCGUGCUGGGCGUGGUCAGAAAACGGCUUGCUGGGAGAAUUGGUCUCAAGGUCGCCAUCUUGCUGUGCCAUUUUCUUGCAUGUAACUUCUUCGUGGGACCACUUUUGAUGUUUCCUAUUAACAAGACGAUUCAAAUCAAGCCGGAUUUCAGCCCUUUCAAAGUAGACUUUGGCCUCGGCUAUUCCUACAUCGUCGCCGCCGCCAGUACGGUUUUGUUUGCUUUCCUGGUGUUGCUGAACAUCAUCGACCUCAUUUGGUCUCGCAGAGCGCAAAGAAACAUAGACGAGGACCGGACUGGACUCACCAAGGCAGUCUCAGGGUUAACUUAUCACCCGAUAUCGGUGAGAAGAAAAACUGACCUGUAA
Molecule: messenger RNA, 681 nt
Organism: Candidula unifasciata
Lineage: Eukaryota; Metazoa; Mollusca; Gastropoda; Stylommatophora; Geomitridae
Source: the annotation of a GenBank genome assembly